CAGCUAAAAGCAAAAGCUGAAAACUAGAAGUUGGAAUCUGAACACGCACAGCAUCCUUCAUAAAUGGCUUGAAAGCGGUUGCCUUGGGGAUUCUGAGUAUUCGGUGCCUGUCAACACCAUGACGCAUCUUCAAGUCUUCAUUCCAGGCCUCAUACUUCUUCUCCCAGCUGCUGUAGAAUCUGUCCUGGAAGUGCGUGGAGUGGUGGGCCACCCUGUGACACUGCCGUGUACUUAUCCGGUAUCUCGCGGAAUCUCACCCGUGUGUUGGGGCCGAUUGGCACGUUUUUCUGAUCAAUGUAAAGAUGGUAUUAUCCUGACCAAUGGAUACAACAUCUCCUAUAAGAGGAACAAGCGUUACCACCUCAAGGGGCCGCUUCUUCAAGGAAAUGUGUCUUUGACCAUAGAGACAGUCACUGAGAGUGACAGUGGCUUCUACUGCUGCCGAGUGGAGAUGAAGGAAUGGAAUGCUGUCCUGAUCGUCUCGCUGACAGUUCAUACAGAAAGCGACCCAGCACAGAACCCACCAACGAUCAUGACUAGAAGAUUCUAUAUUGGAAUCUCCAUUACCUUGCUGUUUUUCCUUCUUGCGAGCACAGCGGUUAUCACAAAGUGCAUCCUUAUGAAAAGGAAGUCGGGAUCUCGAAGCUUGGUAGCACUUCGUGUCUGUAGGACCGGAACUUUACAGAAUAUAGAGAGCAGGCGACCACGAGCCCAAGAGAAUAUCUACAUUAUCGAAGACGGUCCUCCUGUCCGAGAUUAA
Myodes glareolus (Bank vole) is the source of this 760-nucleotide messenger RNA. The record is from RefSeq and is a predicted model, not a curated record. NCBI's taxonomy places the organism in Eukaryota, Metazoa, Chordata, Mammalia, Rodentia, Cricetidae.